AUGGACGAGAAGGCAAAGUUUGUGCAGGCAGAUGAACUCAAGAAGUUCGCCUUCUUCGGUGUCGCAGUUUCGACUGUUGCCACUUUGAUCGCUAUCAUUGCUGUUCCACUUCUCUGCCUUCACAUGCAAACUGUUCACUCUGGACUUUCUGAUGAACUCUUGUUCUGCAAAUCGAAGAAUGUUGACAUGAAGAGCGAGAUCAGCAAACUUGCAGUGAUCCGUGAAUCUGGAAGACAAAAGCGUCAAACUCCACAAACUUGCUGCUCGUGCGGUAUUGGAGAGACUGGACCAGCUGGAGUUCCAGGACAAGAGGGAGCCCCAGGAACAGACGGAAAGGCCGGAAACCCAGGAGCACCAGGAGCUGAUGCUGAUGAGCAAGGAUUCCAUUACAAGGCACCAGAAUUCUGUUUCGAUUGCCCAGCUGGACCACCAGGAGCCGUCGGAGGACCAGGACCAAAGGGACCACCAGGACCACCAGGAGGACCAGGAGAGCAAGGAGGACAAGGCCGUGGAGGAAACCGUGGACCACCAGGACCACGUGGAGGGCCAGGAGAGGCUGGACCAGACGGAGAAGCUGGACGUCAAGGACAAGCUGGACAAACUCGCUCUGCACCAUCCCCACCAGGACAACCAGGAGGCCCAGGAGAGCCAGGAGCACCAGGAGAGCCAGGGCCAGAUGGACGUGCUGGACACCCAGGACGCAAUGGACCACCAGGACCACCAGGAGACAAUGGAGGUCAAGGAGAACCAGGAAAGGAUGGAGCCGAUGGAGACAACGGAGCUGCUGGAUCACCAGGACCAAAGGGAUCUUGCGACCACUGCCCACCACCACGCACUGCCCCAGGAUAUUAA
Molecule: messenger RNA, 852 nt
Organism: Caenorhabditis remanei
Lineage: Eukaryota; Metazoa; Nematoda; Chromadorea; Rhabditida; Rhabditidae
Exons: 2
Coding region: 1-852 (283 amino acids)
Molecular function (GO): structural constituent of cuticle
Source: RefSeq, a predicted model, not a curated record